ACCCGAGGAAGGCGAGCGGUGUGUUUGAAUUAUCUGUGUUGACAUUCUUCAUGGUUGAGAAGUCAUCAAGUGGUUGCUAAUAGUUGGCAGUCCACCUGUGAUGGUUGGAGCUUAUGAGGUGUGCGUUCUGCUGAACCUAAUGUUUGAUACACCUUCUCACAGUUCCUUGAUGACAGCCCAGCCUGGCCAGCAUGAACCUCCUGUCCUCUGAAGGAUGCCAAUCUGACCUCUGACCUCAGCAUGGAAUCCUUCAGCAGCAGCUAUCACCAUAACAAAAGCAUCAACGGGGCUCCACUGGGGCGUAUCGUCAUGAUGGGACCCAAAAUCCUUUACGGGAAACGUGAGUACUCCUCAGCGUCUGAAGCCCUCGAAGAUUACAUCUGUGAGUUUGAAGGCAGUGGGAGGAAACUGAAGUUCAGCUACUCACAGCGGAGUAAAAAAGAUGUCCUUGACUUGCUGACAACUGGGUUGUCUCCAAGUGUUUAUGACGGCACUCGUCGGGUUAACGGGGUGUCUGAAGACGACACUAGAGGCUCUGUUCCACAAGAUCCAAAUCGUUCAGCGAUGAGUCUUGGAAAUAGACUGAGUCUGCGAGAUCUUCAAAGCAGUAGUACGCUCACAGGCAAUCUCAGCAGGCUAGACAUUUCCCGAGCCAGCAUUGAAGAGUCCUUUCGUAGGAUGAAGGAAGUCGACGAUGCAUUUAAAGUGGCUCACACAUUGAACCAGUCCCAUGAUGUGUUGAGGAAGGUGGAAGAAGACAGGCUGUCUGACAUAGGGGAAUCCCCUUCCAGGUGUGACAUGCGGUCUCUGGCCACCGAGAGUCUCAUCAGUGUCAACCCCUACCCAUUCAGCAAUGGCGUCCCUGAGGUAACAGCUGUACCACAGAACCCAGAGCCUCAACGGAGAGGUCACAUUUAUUCCUACAGGACCCCACGGUCGCGUUCACAUACAGUAUCUGGGGUCAACUUUACUCAGGCCAACAACAAGUUUGUCGGUGAAACAAAUGGUGCUUUUAAGAAUGAGGCUGCUUUCGGGAGCACUAGUUAUGGAGCCACACGUCCUCACAGUGGACAAGGGAGACAACUCUCUGCAGACAAACAGCUUUUUCCCACUUCCAGGUACAGAAGCAGAUCGGCCUCACCUAAUGUGGACAGAAGUAAGUAUAACCCAAAGACAGGGAGUCGACAGGCACCCAGCUGGCUGGAGGAUCUGGAUAGCUCACGAGACAGUCGGCUGAGUGCUGCUGAGAAUCCGAGGGCGCCCUCUGGUGCCAGGAGGACCCCAAGCUGGAUAGAGGAUAUUGUAGGGUCCACAGCAUCAUCGGUGACUGACAUCAAACAUGUGCCAGUGUCAUCUGACAAUCUGUCAGUCGGGUCAGGAUGCUCCACAGUAAAUGACUCAAAGAGCUCUAGCUCUUGCAUGGCCCCAGUGCUUUAUGUGUCUGACCUCAACAUUGGGGCAGGGUCAGAGGUCAGGCAAGCUGAAAAGCGCAGGCCUGCCAGUGCUCAAAUUCACACGUCUACGCCUUCAAAACCAAGGGGUGCUAGAAAUGAUGUUUCAGCAAAAAUUGGUUUGGCGAAUGGCCUUCCCGAUCGAUUUCGAAUUCCUUCUGACUCCCUGGAUGGAAAAACUGUCAGCUCAAUUUCUUUCUCAAAUGCUAGGCUAGCGAGGAGUUUAGACAACACAACAGACUUGCGAGUUAACUGUGCUGAAAAUGAGGACAGGAUAGGCAAAAUGCUGAAGGAGUUAGAUGUGAUCAAGACAAAGCUUAAGUCUUCCAGUGAGGACGCCACCAGUUGCCUAAGGGAGAUAACUAUAGAUCAAAGAGCAGAUAACUUCACAGAGACUCCAGAAAUUUCCUCAAGCCAGGAGCCAGGCAAGGCUGACCGUCGUUUGCUUGACAAGGACAGCCCAGCUGUUAGCUCCUACCUCCAGGGAAAUGAGCAAGAUCCACACAUGUUGGCCGUGAGCCAUGACCCCUGUUCCAGCCCAUCAUCCGGCGUGACAGAUGAGAUUCUCCAAGGGGACAGGCCCUGGGAGAGAGCUCCUGUGUCAGUAAUGAAAAGCUCAUUCGGUGAUGGAGAUACAAGGGUGUGUGGUGCUUCACGACCAGGUGUCAUUGGAGAUUUUCUUAAUGACUGUCUUAACGAGAAAAACAAACAAGCCACUCAGACUUCUUCACAUGACACUCCGAAUGCGAGAUCUUUGGAAGAUCUGAAGUCUGAGGAAACUCCAAGAUCUCUGGAAGCAUUCCAGACCUUAGGCCAAGGAUCUCAACAUCGAUCUUUAGAUGCAUUGAAGGUUUUGAGCAGGGAAUCUCAGCAGGGAUUUACAGAUGCCAUGAAAAUCUCAAGUGGGGAAUCUCAACGGGGAUCUAGGGAUGCAGUGAAAAUCCUGAGUGGAGAAUCUCAACAGAGAUCUACAGAUGCAGUGAAGGUCCUGAUUGGGGGAUCUACAGAUGGAGCGAAAAUCCCAAGUAAGGAAUCUGUGCAGGAAUCUCCAGAUGCAGGAAAAAUAACGAGUAGGGAAUCUCAACAAUGUUCUAUGGAUUCCAUAAAAAUUCUCAGUGGGGGAUCUCAACUGGGAUCUAUGGAUGCCGUGAAAAUCCUGAGUGGGGGAUCUGAGAGUAGAUCUAGGGAAGCUCUAAAAACUGUGGCAUCCCAUCCAGAAGCUACAGAAGCCCAGAAGACUUUGAGUGGGGGAUCUCAACCAGGAUCUAUGGAAGCCCUGAAGAACAUGUUGUUCAGAUUACAAUCUGAGGCUUCAACUACCCAGCAAGAAGGCUAUGAAGAGAGAGAUAUGGCUGUACGGUGUAGAGAUUUGGCAGUCCAGUGUAUCCAGAUAGAUGAUGUGGAUGAUGUGAUAGACCCAGACAGAUUAUCUGUGGCUGAUGACUUUAACACGGGCCCAGGGGCAGAGUGUUUAGAGAGAGCCUUGGUUCAUCUGUCACGUUUGAAGACCCUGGUUCAGAGUAGCGCAUUUAACCCGGAGCCCAGAAACAAGUCAACUUUCAACGCCUUGCCUUCCAAUCCGUAAUGGGACAUCUAUCAUGACUACAGCGAAUGAAAACGUCUUCCAUAGCAGAAUUUAUUGACUGGAUUAUAGAUCUACCAUCAGUAAUAAAUCACAAUAGAAGAGAUAGAAAAAAGGCAUUUUGUCCAUUUAUCUAAGUAACUCCAGAGCAAUCGUAUUUUACUCUGUGGUAGGCGAUACAGAAAUUUUUUUUCCUUUCCUUGAUCUGAAUACUUCAUAAGUAGUUUAGAGUUAAGUGAGCACGCCAGAGUCUCACGCCAUAUUUUCUAUCUCCGGUUAUAAAGAAUGCAUCUCCGACCUGUCAGAUGCAGAUCCUGACUGCCCAGAUGCCUUAGUGGGAUUUCGGUAUAAGCAGUGGUAUGAUGUGCUGCCCCUUAAAGGUGUCCUGUGGCGUAUUAUACACUCUAUGCCACAAAGUUUGACAGGUACACGUGCUUCUACCAAUAUGUGAUAGUUUAUCCUGCCCCCAGGAUCACGAAGCCCUCUCAGAUCUAGUCUUACCUUGUGCCAUUAUUCAAGGUCUUAGAUUUGUCAUUAAAUUAUGAUUUUUCAAUUUAGUAGUGUUGGUGUGCGAUAUCU
Liolophura sinensis is the source of this 3612-nucleotide messenger RNA. RefSeq lists its product as uncharacterized. The transcript is spliced from 8 exons. Bases 241 to 3036 code for a protein of 931 amino acids. The record is from RefSeq and is a predicted model, not a curated record. Lineage: Eukaryota; Metazoa; Mollusca; Polyplacophora; Chitonida; Chitonidae.